AUGCCUCGCUUGAUUCAUUAUUCAUUGAAGGUAUCAGAUCGCCAGGAGGCUCGUAAUUUCUUUGUCGACACUUUGGGAAUGAGGGUUCUUCGUCAUGAAGAAUUUGACGGAGGGUGCAAAGUGGAAUGCAAUGGGUCUUUUGAUAAUAAAUGGAGUAAAACCAUGGUUGGCUACGGGAGUGAGGAUGGACAUUUUGUACUAGAGCUUAUAUACAACUAUUCUGUUCCCAAAUAUGAUCAGGGAAACGACUUUCUGGGUGUCUUCAUUGAAUCUACAGAAGUAUAUAUUCGUUGUACAGAGAAACUACUGGGCUCAGUAGCUGCAUUUGAAGAUGUGUUUUACCUGCGCGUUCUCGAUCCUGAUGGCCAUGCUUUUUACAUAAAAAAAGGGAUUCGAAGGCCAGAACCGAUAUUCAAGAUUGGUUUGAACACGGAAGAUUUAAACAAAACUAUAGGUAUGAAUUACGGGCGAUAUUCAGAAGACACAGAUUACUGGACAAAUGUACUGGGCAUGAAAGAACUUUCAAAGGAGAAGCAGAAGUGUAUUGUAGAACGUCUGGUUGGGCAUUCUCCGCUAAAUUUGUUCCAUAAAAACCAAGAACUACUUUUCCAGCUGGAACCAUUAGAGAAGAAGAUAUCAGCUCACGAAAGGAAAAUACUUUUUCCACUGCAAAAGUUGGGGCAAGGAGAAUUGAAAGAAUCUGUUCUUAUCCUUGCAGAUCCUAAUGACCACGAAAUAUGCUUUGUUGGAGCAGAUGAAUUUUUAAAGCUAUCUGAGGAGGAUUUGGAAGCUGAUGAUAAGCUUGCUUUUGCUAUUGAGAAGGAAAAAGCCAAGGCAGAUAAACCUUAA
Messenger RNA from Enterobius vermicularis (human pinworm), 849 nucleotides. Lineage: Eukaryota; Metazoa; Nematoda; Chromadorea; Rhabditida; Oxyuridae. The record is from the annotation of a GenBank genome assembly.